GUUCUGUCUAUCGAUUUUCACGAAACCCGCAAGCAAGUUCACUGCGUAACCACCUGCCAUUUCACGGCUACGUCACUGGACCGUCAAAAGGUUUAUUAAUAGCGGUGUUACGCGAUUAAAAAGCAAAAUAAAACACGGACGUGUUUUCCUAAUUUAAUUCUAGAGUUCCUGAGUAAUCGCUUGUGACUCACAAGUCACGAGAAAGUGUGUAGGUUAUGUUGUUAUGUGCCGCUGAUCUGAAGCUAACCUGUCACAGCUGAGUGUAGCAACAUCAUGAAGAAUACUUUACGUAGUGGGCUCCACAGAAGAAGCUUUAUAAGCAACCAUGCUGACGACAGCCCCAUAGAUACGAUACGCUUGGUGUCCCCUAUCAAUAGGUUUGCCAUAUUCCAAGGCAACUUUAGUCACGAUGACGAUGAUUAUCCGGAGAAGCCGUACAAACUCAAGACUAAAAUCGUCAUCUCAGCACUAGCAGUUCUAGUGUUCAUAUCAGCACUAAGUGGCUACCUCAUUGGGAGCGCAGACUAUGCUUCAAGGAGGACGGCGGAACCACCUGAUCCAAUUGAGCACCUCAAACCUUCGGCCUCCCGUCUUCACACGUUCCAAAAGGCUGCUGUGUGCACGGACGCUCCUCAAUGCUCGCAAAUUGGCAGAGAGGUCCUCAUAAAGAAUGGAUCGGCAGUGGACGCAGCGGUGGCAGCCAUGUUCUGCAAUGGCCUGCUCAACCAGCAGAGCAUGGGUCUGGGUGGGGGGUUCUUCAUGACCGUUUACAUCAAAGAUGAGGAGAAGGCGUAUACGGUGAACGCUAGGGAGACGGCACCCGGAGCAGCGACCGUCGAUAUGUUUAAUGGCAGCUGGGAUAAAGCUGCUAAAGGUCCGCUUGCAAUUGGCGUGCCCGGAGAACUUCGAGGAAUGUGGGCGGCCCACAGACGCUGGGGCAAGUUACCCUGGGACAGCCUGAUAGCCCCGAGUCUGGACCUCUGCAAGAAUGGCUUCCAGAUGUCUAAAGUCAUGUACGAUGGAUUGGAGAGCGCUACGUAUAUCAAGAAUGAUCCGCAUCUCAGGAAAAUGUACUUCAACACGGCAAAAGGGCAGUUCCACAAGCCUGGCACGAUGGUGAAGCCUAGCGAAGCCUUAUGUAAUACCUUCGCAAGGAUAGCUGAAAACGGGGGCGAUGACCUGUACAAUGGGACCUUGGCUGCAGACCUUUUGGAUGAUCUCGAGAGGGUGGGGAGCAUCAUCACUGCUGAGGAUCUGAGUCACUAUGAAGCAAAAAUCACAGACCCCAUAGCGGUGCCUCUAAGCAACGGGGACACAUUCUACUCCCCUCCCCCACCCAGCAGUGGGGCAAUCCUGGUGAACAUCCUGAACAUCCUCAGCGGGUACAACUUCACCGCGUCCAGCAUCAACAGCACGGAAGACAAGAUCCUCACCUACCACAGGAUUAUUGAGGCCUUCAAGUACGCCUACGCUACUAGGACGAAGCUGGGAGAUAUGGACUUCUUGGAUCUGACUGAGAUGAUCCGCAACGUAACAACUCCAGAAUACGGCACCGAAGUCCGAAUGCGUAUUAAUGACUCGAUGACCAGUAACGACACGGCUACAUACGGCGCUGAGACGUACAACCAGCCCGAUGCUGGCACUGCCCACAUAUCUAUCAUAGCUGGCAAUGGUGAUGCCGUGUCGGUCACCAGUUCUAUUAACUACUACUACGGAGCCGGUUUCUCGACCCUCAAAACGGGUAUAGUAAUGAACAACGUGAUGGACGACUUUUCGUCUCCUGGGAUCACCAACUUCUUCGGGCUGAAGCCUUCUCCCGCGAACUUUAUCGCGCCGCACAAACGACCCAUGUCUUCCAUGAGCCCGAGCAUCAUUGUCGACAGAAAUGGCAACGCGAAGCUCGUGAUUGGCGCCUCUGGAGGAACUAAGAUUACUACUGCUGUGGCUUUGGUCACAAUACGCAAGCUGUGGUUCGAUCAGACCAUCAAGGAGGCCGUGGACGAGGCUCGGAUCCACCACCAGAUCACACCUAUGCACGUCGAAUAUGAAUUUGGCGUCACAGAGGACAUAGUAAAAGGUCUCCGAGCCAAAGGCCACGGAAUGGUCCGCUACCGCAGCAGAGGCUCAAUAAUCUGCGCUCUCUUUAGGAAUCAAACUGCGAUAUACGCAAACGCCGACUUCAGAAAGGGCGGCGAUGUAGCCGGCAUGGACUGAAAUCCCUGUGCCUAAUUACACGAUAUUAUAAAUAUAAGUAUUACUGCGUCUAUGUCGUGAAUGGAAUUUAUAUGAAUCUGAAUUAGGAAUGUGUUUUUUGAAAUGCGAUCGUGUUUUGUUUUUUUUAUGGUUGAACUAAUUUCAAUACUAGACUGGAAAAGAGUUAAUUUUAUAAAGAGGUCUUAAUUCAGUCUAAAGUUGAGCGUGAGUACGAAUAGAAUUUUCUUAGUUAAACGCUAUCAUUAAUAUGCUCCUACCUGUAAAGUUAAUUUAAAACAUAUUCGUCCAUUGAAGAUGGACUUUAAAGCAGACAAUUUUUUUCAUGUAAUUAUAUUAUAGAGGGCAAAAGUGUGGUAGAUCCACGUAGUCUCGAGUAUUAACGUGAUUGGCGAUACAAUAAAAAGUAGGCAUUAAGGAACGUAUUACAAGAAAAAUGUGAUAGUAAAUAAACGAUAGUAGGAUAGGAUAUAACAAAUAUGGCCGUCUUCCUAAUAAAUACUUGCUUAUGAUAUCCUAUUGACGGCAAAAUUAAGUAUUAUGAUCCACCAACUCACUUAUAUUCCAAUUUAAAAUUGGUAAACUACUCAGCCUAUCAAUAAUUAAGAACUAUGGGCUAGAUACUUAAUAAAUUGUAUCUUGUAUUGUAUAGUAUUAUUGAAUUGUAAUACUUACAAGGAGAAAAAUCUGAUGCUUUUGUAACACCAUUUGUGUUUGAACUUUUUUAUCAUGAAGUGCCCAUGUUUUUCACCAUAGUUAUUAAAAGUUUCAUUAAUUUCAGUAUUCUUUAAAUUCCUUGUUCAAUAUAGCACAAACUUUGGCCAAUUUUCUAGUUAGUUACCUAUUCCUCAAACAACUGCAUUUAUUCCUGUCAAUAAAAUCUUUGUGUAAAAUUAUAUUAUAAGUAUUUAAUUAAUUUAAUAACAAUAAUAUUGUGAAAUCAUGUAUUAAAGACAUUCCUGAGAAAAAAAAACAUGAGAUUAUUGUAGCUUAUAUUAAUUUAUAUCUAUCAUCUAAGAAUCAUCAUCAUUCACAUUUUUUGAAAAUUAUUUAGUAAGGCGUUUUGGAAUUUGAUAAUAAAUAUCAUAGAUGAAAUGGGAAUGAACUGAUUACUUAGACAUAAAUGGUCACAAACUAGUGUUUGAAUAAAACUUUAAAU
Helicoverpa armigera (cotton bollworm) is the source of this 3370-nucleotide messenger RNA. RefSeq names its product glutathione hydrolase 1 proenzyme. Gene Ontology annotation, molecular function: glutathione gamma-glutamate hydrolase. NCBI's taxonomy places the organism in Eukaryota, Metazoa, Arthropoda, Insecta, Lepidoptera, Noctuidae. The transcript is spliced from 10 exons. Gene Ontology annotation, biological process: glutathione catabolic process. The record is from RefSeq and is a predicted model, not a curated record. Bases 274 to 2214 code for a protein of 646 amino acids. Gene Ontology annotation, cellular component: plasma membrane.